AUGUCUUCUUCGAGAGAGCAGGCUGCGGCCAUGGAGUUAGCCGGGUAUGGUUCAAAAGAAGCGCCAGUCGUUGACGACCGAGAAUUGGGAUCCGAGGGUGCUGAUUUAGCUCGUAUCGAGCGUGUAUACAAAAAGAUUGAUCGUAGAAUCAUCCCACCAUUCUGGUUACUCUACUUCCUCUGCUCGGCAAUCCGCUCCAAUGUUGGUCUGGCACAAACCAUGAAUUCGGCACAAGGUCAUGACCUUUCUGAUGUCCUCAACUUGACUCCCAAGCAAGUCUCUACUGGCCUGGCCCUCUUCUACGUCUGUUAUGUCGUUUUUGACUGUCCUUCCAACCUCAUCAUGUCGAAGCUGAGCCCACAUGUAUGGAUGAGCAGAAUUGUGCUUAGUGUUGGUAUUAUUGGUACCUGCAUGACUGCCAUGGAAGCUGCUUGGAGUCUCUAUCUAUUAAGACUACUAUUGGGUAUCGUCAUUGCUGGUAUGUGGCCUGGCAUGACCUACUACCUCAGUCUCUACUACCCACCCUCGCGCUGCGCAAGGCGUAUUGGACACUACUACACUGCUGCACAAUUAUCCGCUGCUGUCGUUGGUCUUGUCAGUGCUGGUUUCCAGAAGAUGGAUGGUCUUGGUGGUCUUGUUGGCUUUCAGUGGAUGUUCUUGAUCUAUGGGCUAUUGGCGGUUAUCCUCGGCAUUGUGUUGCUAUGGUGGCUUCCAGAUCGUCCCCACCCACCUGGCGAGAAGAUCGAACAGCAUGUCGGCUGGAGGCGUCUCCUACCACGGAGCGCACCAGUGCUGACAGGAGAUGACGCCCGUAUUCACUACGAAGAGCUGACUAGAGUGUACCAUCGCCCUGCUUGGGGAUGGAAGGACUUGGGUCGCGUGCUCAUUGAUUGGCGUCUCUGGCCUCUGGUCAUCAUGUACUUUGGUGUGGUCGGUGUUGGCAUCGGUGUCCAGAGUUAUGGUACUGUCAUCAUUCACGCCAUCAACCCCAGCCUAAGCAGCAUCAACCUGUCGCUACUGUUCGCACCCAUCUGGAUUAUGGAUUUGAUUGCUAUCCUGCUGAUCACCCCUCUGAGUGACCGCUUCCACACCCAUCGCCACGUCAUCUUUAGUCUUUCAUGUCUUGUUAUCCUUGCCGGUCUUCUCACUACCACUUUUGCUGGUGGCAAUGACAGCUGGUCAAGAUAUGGUGGUCUUUUGAUCAUCGGCUUUGGCCUUGGUCCAACCGUUCCGACUAUUAUGGCAAUGAGCACAUCCAUCUUUCAGCCUCGUCAUGGCGAAGUAGGCAUUGCUGCAGCUUCGGCUCUUGUCUCUGGCUUGGGCAAUCUCGGCUCCAUCUUGACCACCUACGCAUUGUACUCUGGCUGGCCAGAGGAUGCCAAGGGCCCUCACAAAUACAGAAAGAGCAACUUGGUCAUGGUUGGAAUGGUGUGCGCAAGUAUUGUGGCAAGCGGUGUUAUGGUCGUGUUGCUCAGGUGGACCAGAACUGAGGGUGCACAAGCCAUCGAGGACGCUGUUGAGAAGGACAUCAUGGUUGAUGGUGCUGCAAAGAGAGAGCUGAGGGAGUUGAAAGCGCAGCAAGGGUUCAGUCUGAACAGACUCAAGGUGCACAAAUAG
Aureobasidium subglaciale EXF-2481 is the source of this 1617-nucleotide messenger RNA. RefSeq lists its product as uncharacterized. NCBI's taxonomy places the organism in Eukaryota, Fungi, Ascomycota, Dothideomycetes, Dothideales, Saccotheciaceae. Gene Ontology annotation, molecular function: biotin transmembrane transporter activity; solute:proton symporter activity; dethiobiotin transmembrane transporter activity. The transcript has 4 exons. The record is from RefSeq and is a predicted model, not a curated record. Gene Ontology annotation, cellular component: membrane. Bases 1 to 1617 code for a protein of 538 amino acids. Gene Ontology annotation, biological process: biotin import across plasma membrane.